This is a messenger RNA of Aspergillus steynii IBT 23096, 807 nucleotides long. RefSeq names its product DUF4334 domain-containing protein. The record is from RefSeq and is a predicted model, not a curated record. Bases 262 to 714 code for a protein of 150 amino acids. The transcript has 3 exons. NCBI's taxonomy places the organism in Eukaryota, Fungi, Ascomycota, Eurotiomycetes, Eurotiales, Aspergillaceae.
CUGUUCUCCUUAUCACGACUCAAGAUGUGGGGGUGCCGAAGCCUGAUAGGAACAUUCUCCAACUCUACCGUAUCCUCGGCCACCUUCGGCUGUAUAAUGCGGGGCGACUAACAUUUUCAUGCCUGCGAGUUAGGACCCUGGUAUAUGGGAGUGUUUCUUUUCUACUUCACAUUCCCAUCGGAUCAUCUGCCACUGCCAAACCUGUCUUUCAACGACCCCUUUUGAUUGGAAUUAAGCCGCUCCGAGCACUCCACCGACACCAUGAGCAGCCCAGAGGAACAAGCCCAGCAGCUGAUGAAAAUCCCGGGCCACAUCGAGGAAGCAACUCUAGAGUCUGUCUACAACAGCCUCAGCCCUGUGGCGAGCGAGUCACUGCUCGGACAAUGGAAAGGCGGCAGCUUCGACACCGGCCACCCAUCGCACCAAACGCUCGCCGAUUUCAAGUGGGCAGGCAAGGAUUUUAAGUCGCUCGACGACGUGAACCCCAUCAUGGUUUAUGAUAAGGAUGGAAACCGUACUUGGCUGGAGGAGUAUGGUCAUGCGAGGCUCAGGGAGGUUAAAUUCAGAGGAACCGUGACUGCGGCGAUGAUCUACGACAAGUUUCCGAUCAUUGAUUACUUUCGAGCAGUGACGCCGGAUAUCGUGUUGGGGGCUAUGGAUAACAAAAUGGUUCCGAAUGAUGGGACGUAUUACUUUUACCUUAUGCGGAUGUAGAUAUUGAGUUCGAGGUUGGGGUUUGGCUGCUGGAUUUGAUUUUUCUUCAUGUGCAUUCUAUCGUCAUAUGUACUGCCAUUCAAGCACUGGGGU